Molecule: messenger RNA, 4404 nt
Organism: Pseudoliparis swirei
Lineage: Eukaryota; Metazoa; Chordata; Actinopteri; Perciformes; Liparidae
Gene: dbpa
Product: D site albumin promoter binding protein a
Exons: 5
Coding region: 2124-3353 (409 amino acids)
Biological process (GO): regulation of transcription by RNA polymerase II
Cellular component (GO): nucleus
Molecular function (GO): DNA-binding transcription factor activity, RNA polymerase II-specific; RNA polymerase II cis-regulatory region sequence-specific DNA binding
Source: RefSeq, a predicted model, not a curated record
UGUACUUUAAUCUAAAUUUGCCAUAUUUUUUUAUAUUGUAUAUUUAUUUAAUUUGAGUUAUGUUGAAUUUGUUAUAAUAAAACAAAUGUAAUAAUAUUUGUUUCAACACUAAGCCCCCCUCCCCCUGUCCAGACGGCCUGUCACGCGGCAGUAGCAUGGGGAAACCUGUGGGCGGAGACUGUGACCUAAUUCUGGCCAAUGGGAGGCCGGGAGAGGCAGCGAGUGACCUAGAUUCAGCCAAUCGCGACGCGGCAGGGUGCCGGUAGGCAACAGUCGGCGCGUGCCGGAGCCAUGUGCUUCCCGAGCGCGCGAGGCAGACCGGGACAUUUAACCAGGAGAAAAACAGAAGAACGUGACUGUGUUACCGGGGUUUAGAGACCGGAAAUACAAAGAUUUAAAAACGCAACGCAGUCCGGUUGUUUUAUGUAGAAAAACACGUAUUAAUUUACACGGAAAAAAAGAAAAUAUUUAUAUAAAUAUAAAAAAUAUUUUGGUGCAAAAUGUUAUUUUCUCACACAAAAAAACGUUAGAGAUACGUCAUAUCCGGCCAGUUUGUUUGAGCUAACUGAAGGAAAGCGAACCGCAUCCUGACGUCUCAGGAAUCUUUUUAUUUGUUUAAUUAUUUGUUUAGGGAUUGACUCGCUGUUGUUUUGGCCUCCCUGUUUUAAAAAUGACAGCGUGAGAGAAGAAGAAGGGGCGGGGUGCGUUCACGGUCCAUCCAGGAAAGAGCUGGGCUUGGGUGGGCGUGGAUUAGCGAGCAGCAGCCCCAGCUGCAGGCAGCCAUUGGCUGAACCCGCGGGGAGGUGUUGUACUUUAUGCAAAUGAGCGUUGCGUUUAAGUACAUACCGGAGGGAUAGGAACGCGCGCACACUUGUGAAAGGAGAACUGGUAGUGAUACGACGUUUUAUAUAAAAUAGGAAUAUAUAUAUAUAUAUAUAUGAAUAUAAAAUAAAUAGGGGUGAAUUCUCCUUUUAAUAUUGUAUGUUUCACCUUUUAAAAAGUGCAAUCGCACGUUUCACGUCUGUAAAGGUUCAAAUUAACCAGUUUUCCCAUGGACCCGUGAACGCGGAGCGCGUUGCCGAGGCCACGGGGACAGGAGGGGGAAAGUGAGGGGGGCGUGGCCUCCCUAUGCAAACGAUCCACGCCCCCAAGAGCCUUUCACCCCCACCCCCCGUGAGCGGUGACGUCACACGAGCGGCCCGUGUUUGUUCCAGCUGACUAGCGGGGAGAGAGGGAGAGAGAAAGAACAACGAAAAUAGAGAGAGAGAGAGGGAGGGAGGGAGAAAGGGGGAGAGAAAGGGAGGGAGGAAAAAUAAGAGCCAUCAGUCUCAUCUAUCUGACUCACAUACUACUGGAUAUUAUUUUUUUUUUUGGGGGGGGAGGGUUUCUCUUUAUUUCCUUAAUCUUAUAUUUUUCUCGCUCAUAUUUAAUCACAAGUUGUUUUUAUUCUCCGGAGCUCUGCCGCCGCCUCCGGUUCUCGACUCACUGCCGGGACUCCGCCGCCGCUUCACGCCGCUUCUCCUUCUUUUAUUUCUCCACCUCCGGACUAAGAUUGCCCCCCCCUACCAUCGAUCGAUCAGACCGGACCCCCCAGGGCUGAGUUUAUGAGUGUUUUCCCACAAACUCGGGAAGGAUAAGUGGAGGGGGGGCGGUGGGGGGGGGGGGGGUUGGGAGACUUCACUCGCUGCAGAGCUCCGGGAUUCAAUCGGUCUUCGCCGUGCGCGUGCAAGAGUGCAUAGCCGAGUUAGUUCAAAUAUAAUUUUUACAAAAUAAAUAGAAAGCCUGUCGCGCGGGUCCGCGCGGCCGGCGCAGGAUGCUGUCGCGCGCGGACAUGGUGCCAUUUUGGAGAUAAGUGCCCCCUUCGCUCUUUUUUUUCUUCUCCCUCUGUUUUUUUUUUUUUUUUUUUGCACACAUAUUUGUUCUUCUUCAUGGGACGGGAGGACCAGCGGGACGCCAGGUGGAGGUCUUCCUGAGCGCGCUCGCACCUUUCGACGUCGCGCCUGUCAAUUAGUGACGCUAAUUGGAUUAUUGUGAUCUUGAACUCACCGUCUUGCAGGUUCCGCUCCCCCCCCCCCCAUCCCUCCCCCCAGAAACUCCUUCCUCCUCUUCCUCUCCUGGAAGUUAUGUCAAGGCCUCUCACUCAGCUCCUGCCGCCGGACCUCCCCUCCGGGGCCACCAGCCCGCAGUUUGGGUCCAGCAGCCCGGCCGGAAGUGGCCCCCAAGGCGGACAGCUGACCUCCAUGACCAACCUGAAGACGCUGCUGCAGCUGCCAAUCAAGGCCGACCAGAGAGCCAAGGACUGCUGCGAGAUGAAAGACAAAGACAAGCCCUCAGAGGCCGAGGGAGACUCGCAGAGCAACGGCAGCGGCAACGGCAACGGCAACAACAGCAGCGGCAGCGGCGGCGGCUCCGGACCUGGAGCCGGAGCCGGAGGGGCCCCCGGGUCCGGCGCCUUGCGGCCCGGCUCCCACUCGGCGUUCCUGGGCCCCCUGCUGUGGGAGCGGACCCUGCCGUGUGACGGGGGCCUGUUCCAGCUGCAGUACAUGGACCUGGAGGAGUUCCUGACGGAGAACGGCAUGGGGAUGCACGGCAACGGGCCGAGCUCCACCAGCGCCAUGAUCCCCUCACAGAGUUCCCAGUCAGCGGUGCCCAACCAGAGCUCCCAGUGCCCUCCCACCUCUCCGCCCUGCUCCUCCUCUUCCUCCACCUCCUCCAUGUCCUCUUCUUCCUCCUCUUCCUCGCUGCUGGGACUGGAGACCGUCCAGCCGCAACCUCCACCGCCGCCGCCGCCACUGCCACCGCAACAACAACAACAGCAGCCGCCGCCACCAUCGUCCCCGCCGCCGCCGCCGGGGACGAUGGGAGAACCCGAGUGUCAUCAUGGUGGUCGGGCGGUACCUCAGGACCAGUCCCCCACCUCCACCUGCCCUCCGGGCCCCCUCGGGCCCCUGGAGGCCACGGCCGGCGGCGGCGACAUCUCUGUGAACUUUGACCCCGACCCGGCGGACCUGGCGCUGUCCAGCGUGCCGGGCCAGGAGGCGUUCGACCCGCGGCGGCACCGCUUCUCCGACGAGGAGCUGAAGCCUCAGCCGAUGAUCAAGAAGGCCCGCAAGAUGCUGGUCCCCAACGAGCAGAAGGACGACAGGUACUGGUGCCGGCGCGUGAAGAACAACGAGGCGGCGAAGCGCUCGCGCGACGCCCGCCGGCUGAAGGAGAACCAGAUCUCGGUGCGCGCCGCCUUCCUGGAGCGGGAGAACGGCGCCCUGCGGCAGGAAGUGGCCGACAUGCGGAAGGAGCUCGGCCGCUGCAGGAACAUCAUCCACAAGUACGAGAGCCGGCACGGAGACUUGUGAGGAGGAGGAGGAGGAGGAGGAGGAGGACCCCCCAACAACAGCAGCACUUUAGUGGAAGGCCGGCGUAGAUCUUCAGUCGGCGCCGUGCGCCACCGGGGGGCGCCGACACGACGAGUAAAAAAAGUGCGCUCGCGCUGUGACGUCACGACAGGAAAUGCACAGCGACGCCAUCUUGUUUUUUCUUCUCCCCCCCCCCCCCCCCCCGUCACCUCAGGGUCACGUCGGGGUCACCUCACCGUCUUCUACGUCGCCUCGCAGAAAGUGCCCCCCCCCCCCCCCCCUCCGGUGCCGGGUUCAAACAGGGUGUCGAGUUCACACUAUGCCAGUGGAGUCUCACUUUAUUAGCUCAAGGCGCGGAUUCAAGCCAAUCGGGUGGGAGGGGGGAGGAGUCAGGAAGGGGGAGGAGUCAGGAGGUGAGAUGCGUAAUUCUUUUCUAUAAACAAAAAACAUGUAUAUUUUUGGAAGUGGGAAGGAAGGAAAGACUAGUCCAGCAAAAAUGAGGAGGAGGAGGAGGAGGAGGAGGUGCAGGGUUUUCAUCCAUAAAGCAGAGAUUUUGACAAAAGGAUUAUUGUAUAUUUUUCUAUUAACAGAGAAUAGUGAGGAGGAGGAUUUAUGGAGAUAAUCUUUUUGUAUAUUUUAUAUACGGGUCGGGGGAGGGGCUGGACAGUCGGAGGAGGGGAGAGGAGGGGGGAGGAGGGGGGGCUCCCAGCUGUUUAUCAAAACAAACAGAUGAAUCUAUUGUCUUCAGCGAGCUGGUUGGCGGCGCAGGAGAAUGUAUCACGUAGAAUCAGGUAUUUCACACGAGGCGCGUCUGAGGAACGAUUGUUAUUGGUUGAUGGAGAGAGAGGGGGGAGGGGGAGAGGGGGGAGGGGGGCAGUUGUAUAGUUUUAAGAACUCUUUUGUGUUUUGGUUUCUCUCCGCGGGCUCAAAGCACGUCGUUGUAUCUUCUUUUCGAUUCCCCGUCCGAUUGAUUCUGAUUACUGUUUAUUAUGAUCGCAGGACUUUGAUUUGUUGAAGGUGAAGGGAGGGAGAGGGAGGGGGAGAGGGAGAG